CACUGCGAGUGGAGAGACAGGAAGAGCUGCGCAGCGUCUGAAAACACACACACACACACACACACACUCUCUCUCUGUUACACACACGUUUACAGUGUUUCACAUUAAAGCGGACAUUAAACGGUAACAUUUCACACCGAGGGGAAUUUAAUAUCCGCCAUGAUGAAGAUAAAGAUGAUGAUAAUAGUGUAAUGAUUAACUGCCUCCUCCGCGCGCGCAGCUCCGGAUAAGUGGCAGAAAUAUAAAUUUCAGUUUCAGCUCUGAUCAUCUGUAUUUCUGUGAUUAAUGCAGAAACUUCAGACAGAAAAUGGCGACAUGUUGAGCUUUGAGCUGCAGUAACAUACUUUCUCUGGAGAAACAUCAUGGAACCUGGAACUGACACACAGGGAGAUCCGGACAAACCUCUGCAUCAUGCAGAGAACAGAGAGCACCCCGCCCCCUCAGGUGGCCUGAUGCCUGGUGAUGAUGCAAGUGUUCUGACUCCGGGUAGGAUGAGGAAGGAGGCGGGGCUUCAUUCACACAACAAAGACCAGAUAACCAGCUGCACCCUGAGCCCCGGAUCCAAUCCAGGACACGGUUUUGAACGGAAGGAGGACAUCUUACCUCUAAAAGAGGAUUCAUCUUUGUCCAUAUCUAAAAGCAAGUCUGAGUCUAAGCUGUAUAAUGGAUCAGAUAAAGAUGUCUCAACCCCAGCUAACAAACUCACCAAGAAAGAGUCUCUCAAGGUCCAGAAGAAGAACUACAGGGAGGAGAAGAAGCGAGCAACUAAAGAGCUGCUGAGCACAAUCACUGAUCCUUCAGUCGUUGUUAUGGCUGACUGGCUAAAGAUUCGUGGCUCUCUGAAGAGCUGGACGAAGCUGUGGUGUGUGUUGAAGCCAGGUGUGUUACUGAUCUAUAAGAGUCAGAAGAGUGAUCAGUGGGUGGGGACGGUGCUACUGAGCGCGUGCGAACUCAUUGAGAGACCUUCAAAGAAAAACGGCUUCUGCUUCAAACUGUUCCACCCGCUGGAGCAGUCAAUAUGGGCCAUCAAGGGCCCUAAAGGGGAGACUGUUGGUUCUAUCACUCAGCCUCUACCCAGCAGUCACCUCAUAUUCCGAGCUGCUUCAGAGUCAGAUGGUCGUUGCUGGAUGGAUGCUCUUGAACUGGCUCUUAAAUGUUCCAGUCUGCUAAAGAGGACAAUGAUCCGUGAGGGAAAAGAGGAAACAACUGAACACACACACAUCAACUUCUACAGCCUGUUGAGAUCACACAACCUGCAUGAAAGUGACCAGUUUAAGGAUGAACUGAACUCAGAUAAGUCAGAUAGAGAGAUCGAGCAGGACGAGUGGGAGAAGAGUGAAGAGAGUGACACUGACACCAGUGAACGACAGGAAGACUCGUAUGCAGACCUGGAACAUGACACACUGAGGGAAACUCUUUACAUGGAGCAGAGCCAUGAGGAGCUGGGCGAGGCGGGUGAGGCGUCUCAGACGGAGACAGUGUCUGAGGAGAAUAAGUCUCUGAUCUGGACACUCCUGAAGCAGGUUCGGCCCGGAAUGGAUCUGUCCAAAGUGGUUUUGCCCACCUUUAUCCUUGAGCCCAGAUCAUUCCUGGAUAAACUGUCUGACUACUACUACCAUGCUGACUUCCUGUCUGAAGCCGCAGUAGAGGAAAACGCCUACAACCGUAUGAAGAAGGUGGUGAAGUGGUACAUCUCCGGAUUCUACAAGAAACCAAAAGGUCUGAAGAAACCAUACAACCCCAUCAUAGGAGAAACGUUUCGCUGCAUGUGGAUUCACCCAAAGACCAACAGCAAAACAUUCUACAUCUCAGAGCAGGUAUCUCAUCAUCCUCCAAUUUCUGCCUUCUAUGUCAGUAACAGGAAGGACGGAUUCUGUCUGAGUGGCAGCAUCCUGGCCAAGUCGAAGUUCUACGGAAAUUCUCUGUCGGCUAUUUUGGAUGGAGAAGCGAGACUAACCUUCCUAAACCGAGGAGAAGAUUAUGUCAUGAACAUGCCGUAUGCACACUGCAAAGGUAUUCUCUAUGGGACGAUGACGCUGGAGCUUGCAGGUCAGGUCACCAUCGCCUGUGAGAAAACAAGCUACAGUGCACAACUGGAGUUCAAACUGAAGCCGUUUCUUGGCAGUAGUGACAGUGUGAAUCAGAUCAGCGGGAAGAUUAAACUGGGGAAAGAAGUGCUGGCUACACUCGAGGGUCACUGGGACAGUGAGAUCUUCAUUAAUGAUAAGAAGACAGGUGUGUGUGAGACUUUCUGGAACCCAACACCGGAGCUCCGUCAGAGUCGUCUGACCCGCUGCACUGUCGCUCCAGAGGAACAGGGGGACUUUGAGUCUGAGAAACUGUGGCAGCAAGUGACUCGUGCUAUACUGAAUAAAGACCAGACGGAGGCAACCAAUGAGAAGUUUGUGUUGGAGGAAGCUCAGAGGAAGUCUGCGCGAGAGAGGAAGCUGAAGAAUGAGCAGUGGAAGCCAGUGCUGUUCGAUCAGGAUGCCAGCAGUGGAGACUGGCACUACCGAUACGCAGACACUCGUCCGUGGGAUCCUCUGAAUGAUUUGGUGCAGUUUGAGAAAGAUGGCCGAGUUCAGACUAAAGUUCGUCACAGGACUCCUAUGGUACGUUCAGCCAGUGUAGUUAGUCUCAGUGCACAGGGCUGCCGGAGGGACAAUUACCUGAGCCAGGUAACGGGACCAAAGCGGAAGCAUAAGCAGAAUGAUAAACCCAAAAAUCCAGAGAGUGGCUGCUCAUCUCCAGAACUGGAACAUCACGACUCAUCAGGCAGUGAGAGACAGAAGAGUAAACCAGGCAACCGUGGGAGGAAGAAAGUGUCGGAUCUGUGUGAGUUACAGAGUGCAGUGGAGUCCAUCAAACACACACAGGAUGACAUCUGCAGGAGUGUGAGCGCUCUGCGGAGUCGGGUAGAGGAUCAGGGCUUCUUCUUCACACAGAGAGAUUACGUCAUCAUCAUCUUCCUCAUCGGCCUGCAGCUCUGCCUCAGCCUCAUCCUCAAAUAGAGAGAGAGAGAGAGACUCUACUUUAUCCUCAAAUCUCUUCUUUCAUCUCCCCUCCCUCUGUCUCUCCAUCCUUCUGUCUUAUCCCCCCCCCAAACACCAGUCUCUCUCUCAUAUCCACAUUCCAUUUAUACUCGUUAGCGUAGUGAAGGCAAGAGUCCGCAUUUCAGGGCAGAGUGCUGAUUGGCUGGUUCAGAGUGAGGUGAAGUGAAUGAUGGGAAAAGUAUUUCUCUGAGGUACACCUCUGCACUCUGUCUGAUUUUUAUUCUGGUUUUUAUUCGUCUUUGUAUUGUUUCAGUUUUUAUGUGUCCAUUCUUCCUGCUGUUCACUGUGUGUGUGUGUGUGUGUGUGUGAGAGAGAGAGAGAGUCACACACCAGUCUAAUGUUUUUAAAAUGUGUUGGUUUUACUCAUUGACAGAAGCAGAAUAUGUCUUUUUUUACGAAUUAACAUAAAUCAUUAAUGUGAUAUAUGUUCAUUUUAAUAUUUAAGCGAGUGGACUUUACAUUUCAUAUGAUUUAAAAAAACAAAUAACUGUUUACACACAACAGUAGCUGUGUUAGCGCUUUAGCGUUAGGAUUAGCAGGAGUAUCUAGGGCGUAGGGAAUAGGGCGUAGGGUUUAGGAUUUAGUAUCAGCCCUGCAUUCAGACUUCCUGUUGUAGCAGAACUUCCUGUUGUAGCUCGCCUCUUCUUUUUUAGCUUAGAUGUAAAUAUUUAAAGCCAAAUAGCCAAUCAAAUGACUGACUGUUGUGUGUGCGAGUGUGUGCGUGUGUGUGUGCGUUUGUGUGUGUGUGUCUGCCAGACAUCUGAAUGUGUUCACAUUAAUAAUAACUCCAGUUAAUGUGCCUUGAAGGGCAGGGCUUCCUCAGAGGGUGGGGUAUCAGAGAGGGGCGUGGUCCAACGGUUUAAUUCCCUUUUCCUGUUCAUUUGUUUUGUUGUGUGUGUGUGUGUGUGUGUGUUCCUGCAGUUCACUUCAAUGUUUAUCUGAAUGACUGAAGUUAACCUCCUGUAUGUUAAUCACCUGUAACACACCUCAAUAAAGAGUAGCAAAACCUC
Pangasianodon hypophthalmus (striped catfish) is the source of this 4063-nucleotide messenger RNA. It is a transcript of the gene osbpl8, whose product is annotated as oxysterol binding protein-like 8. The record is from RefSeq and is a predicted model, not a curated record. Gene Ontology annotation, molecular function: cholesterol binding. Lineage: Eukaryota; Metazoa; Chordata; Actinopteri; Siluriformes; Pangasiidae. Gene Ontology annotation, cellular component: membrane; intracellular membrane-bounded organelle; cytosol. The transcript has 24 exons. Bases 363 to 3011 code for a protein of 882 amino acids.